UCGUGUCAGUGUUGCCAGGGCAACAUUCAUCAACUGAACAAUACUGUAGCAUCGUGCUAACUGGAGUAAACAUCGUGUUUAAUUCCGUUAAAAAAGUUUGCUGAGAUAACUAAAACCCCUAGUCAAUUACACUGGGAAUGCAGGCACGUUAUAAUGGCUGUUCCUGUAUGGGCUCUGUCCCUCCCUCUCCCUGCCAUCAUCAUGAUCUCUGUUGGGAUCUAUAUGAUUUUCCUUGCGGUUGUGUUAUGGUGUCAUCACUGUCUCAAGGCCAAGUGUGAUCCUCAGUGUUCAGAUUGCUGUACAAGUUUCUCUCCUUGUGAGUACUGUUUAGUGUGUGCCCAGUCUUGUGACUGUCGUCCACCCUCCCUGCGCUCCUGUCUUGACUACUCCUGCCCCUCCCCUAAUUGUGCGAUGUGGGAUUGUUCCUGUACCUGUCAACCUCCAGAGUGUGACUCCAUCAACUGCUUCUGCUUUGAGAUCAGGUUUAAGUAGGAGGAUGAAGAAAGGAUGACAUGACUUUAAGAGAUGCCUUAGAAACUCCAAGUGCUAAAGUGACACUAGCUAUGAAAGAAAGGAGAGCUUGCAUUGGCAGAAGGAAAGGAGAACUUUACUCCGAAACUUUACUCUGAAACACCAUCUUCUGUUUAAUAGCUAGUCCUAUUGCGAUGCCAUAUUGGAAAGUCAUAUUUUAACUUCUGCAAAACUCUUACAAUAAAUACAAAAGAAUUACAGAAAGCCAUACUAAGAUGGUGGAGCAUGGCUUUGAGCAGUGGCAUAAUUUUAUAGAUUUAGGUAUGAUGCUUGCAAAUCAACCAGCAUACCUUUCAACACAACAGGUCAACAUAUUUUCAAUAUCAGUGCAUUAGUUUUGCUAAGGUUAAGCAGUUCACCCCCAAAGUUCAUUUUGUCAAUAUUUGUUAUUUUUUAUAGUAAACAUCUAUGGUGCUUUUUCUAUACAAGGAAAUUAGAUGGGACCAUUUAAUUUUGGGCGGAAGAUCCCUUAAUUCUAUCUAAUCUCUUAAAAAAGAUGGUAAAUAGGGUAGAUGGUAAAUUUGCCUUCUUACACAUAGCCUAACAGAUGCAGAAACUACUUUUUCAUCUAAAUUACACUUGUAGUAAUGACUUUAACACUUAACAAGUUACAUAACGCUUUACAAUCUAGUUUAGAAUGUUUACUAAUCUGUUGUUUACAGGACAUCAUCUUGGUUAUGAAAUAAGAAAUGUAUACAUAAUGUUUUACGUCAACUAUACGGUUGUGUGUGGUAUGUGGAAAGUUUUUGAUUGUGUGCUUAGGAGAUGACAGCUAGAAUACAAUCUCUUUCAUAAUAUAUAGGCUUACAUUUCACUGAUGGUCCCUUUUUCCUGUUGUCAGGCAGUAGUAGUUUAUUGUAUAAUUUUAAAAACAAAAUUGUUAUAUGUUUUAUUUUUAUAAAUGCAUGUUUUUUUAUGAAAAAAGA
Messenger RNA from Paramisgurnus dabryanus, 1457 nucleotides. The record is from RefSeq and is a predicted model, not a curated record. Lineage: Eukaryota; Metazoa; Chordata; Actinopteri; Cypriniformes; Cobitidae.